AUGGCGUUCAACCUUUACCACACGAAUGCCAACAACUUCCCGGCCAUUAACGGCUAUUACCAUUACAAUUUCGGUGUAUCACCUCCUAGUUUAUUUGCAGUUUUUCAGUAUUUUCAGAUUAUUCUCUCACUCUUUUCCACAUCAAUUUUUAGUGCAAACUCGAAACUUUUUAGAGAAUACAUUGGCGCCGAGUUCGAUAAUGUCAAAUUUUCCGACUUACCAAUCGAUCCCGGCACGGAAUUCCAUUUCAUUCUGGCCUUCGCUGUCGACUACACCCCGUCGGGAAGCGCUCCUAGAAAUGGAAAGUUCAACAUUUUCUGGGAUAGCGACAAUCUGAGCCCGAGAGCCGUGCAGGCCAUCAAAGCUCAACACGAGAACAUCAAAGUUGCUCUCAGCUUAGGCGGAGACAGCGUGAGCAGUGGCAACGUCCAGUUCAGACCAUCUUCUGUGUCGUCGUGGGUGAGCAAUGCAGUUUCUUCCCUUACUGACAUAAUUCAGCAAUAUCAUCUCGACGGGAUCGACAUCGACUAUGAACAUUUCGAUUAUUCCGAUCCCAACACAUUUGCUGAGUGCAUUGGGCAGCUGAUCACACUAUUAAAGCAGAACAAUGUCAUCUCCUUCGCCUCUAUCGCUCCCUACGACGACGGCCCAAUACAGUCCCAUUACACUGCACUCUGGAAAAGCUAUGGCGAUUCAAUUGACUAUGUGAAUUUCCAAUUCUAUGCCUACGACUCGAGCACCAGCGUCUCACAGUUCAUGAACUAUUUCAGUGCUCAGGAGUCACGGUAUAGCGGUGGAAAAGUGCUGGCUAGUUUCAUGACGGAGGGAAGUGGAGGAUUGUCACCUCUGAAUGGCUUCUUUGACGCGUGCAGAAAUCUUAGAGACUCCGGCAAACUCCACGGCAUCUUUGUGUGGUGUGCAGACAGCUCGCAGUCCAAUGACUUUCAAUAUGAAAAGCAAUCCCAGUCUGUCCUCUUGGGCUCCUGA
Messenger RNA from Cryptomeria japonica (Japanese cedar), 987 nucleotides. RefSeq names its product chitinase 2-like. Gene Ontology annotation, molecular function: hydrolase activity, hydrolyzing O-glycosyl compounds. NCBI's taxonomy places the organism in Eukaryota, Viridiplantae, Streptophyta, Pinopsida, Cupressales, Cupressaceae. The record is from RefSeq and is a predicted model, not a curated record. The coding region runs from base 1 to 987 and encodes 328 amino acids. The transcript has 3 exons. Gene Ontology annotation, biological process: carbohydrate metabolic process.